CGAAACCAUAUCAUCAACAAAUCAUCGAGCGAUCAGCAUAAAAACCCGAACCACGUAAUUAAACUUGUGCAGGGUGACUUCAAGGAUUUUUUAUGUAGUAAUGCAAGAAGAUCGAUGGAAAAUCACAAGAUGAAAAUCACUUCUUAUGCAACAAUGAAACAGGCGUGUUAUUCAACAAUCAACAUUGUCGUAUAACUCUCGUUUUACUCUAUUACAACGUAUUAUCAACUCAUAUUACCGAACUUCGUAAAUAUGUGUUUUCUUUACAUUUUUUACAUCGUCAAUUUCCCGAACUGUCGUAACAAAACAUCGUUCAUGCAUGUCAAGGAAGGUACAACGAAUUGGAGUCAUUGGCCAAAUAAGUCCAUCCUCUGUUUUUCACAGUACAGUUCUUCUUUCCAAAACGAAUGACAAAAAAGAGCGGAUAAUAAGAAAAUCCUCGAGAGAUAAAAUAAAACCCUAGUCUAAAAAAUCUUUUCUUUAUCUGAUGAAGUGGUUAGUUUUUGGAAUAUCCAUGGCCGAGAGAGAACGUGAGCUUGGGAAAUCUCCAAGAAAGUGAAAGAAAGAGAGAGAGAGACAUGGUUGGUAGAAGAAAUGUGGUGCAGAGAGAAACCACCAUAAUCGGCUGUAGUAAGGUUGGCUCAAAGGUUCACGAAAAGGCCACACUUCUUUAUGAAGCGAAACGCCUUCUUCUUCUUCUUCCCCCCUGUGUUGUUUGAAGUCCUCCAUAAUACAGCCGCCCCCAGUUGCCACUUUCGUACGUGAAAGCUCGACCCCGGCCCUUUUUAUUUACCUUUUCUCUCUUACCCGUCUUUAAUGGCUAAAAACAGGUCGAUUAGCUAGAAAACAAACAAACCAACAAACUGGAAAAACUCAGAGCGCCACAUGUUUCCCUUGGCGGGCGCGGCUCUUUUGGUUUCCGCGGCGCUUUGGGUGGCUGUUGGAAGCCUCGAUGCGCCAUUUUUCCCCACCACCUAGCUGCUCGCCACUUCCCACCGUCUCUGUCUAGCUAGCAGCUAGGCAAAGCAAGGCCAUAUGGAAAACUGAAAUUGAAUUCCACCCUCAUGUAGAGAGAGAGUUAACUUUUAGUCUUGUCUCUAUGCUCUGUUUUUUGUUUUUUUGGGUUGUCCCCUGUUUUUCUUCUUCUCUCCAAUUUUGAAGCUGCUUCUUUCCAACAGUAAUUUGGUGUUGUCCCACAGCUGGGGAGGAGGAGGAGAUUUAUAUCCACCAAUAUGAAUUUGACUUGUGUGUGUUGUGAAGUGAACAAAAAGGAAGAAAAAUCAAAGGGAUGGAUUUUCGAUUUCAAAUACAUUUUUUUACUAAUGUAGUUUACUUAAUUUUACCACAUAAUCAUGCGCUGUGUUUUCGGUGCCGGACCUUAUAUGUCAUUUUUAGACGGGUUGAAUUUCUGGGGAAUGGAUAACAGAUGACAUCCGCAAAGUGAUACGCUUUGGAUUGCUGGGCGGCGGCAGUGACGUGGAGACAGUGCGCAAGCUUAUCCGUAAUUACAUCCACAAAAUCACGCUGUGUUUUCCAGUGUCGGGCCUUAUGUCAUUUUAAACGGGUUGAAUUCCAGGGAAUGGAUAAUAAAUGACAUCCACAAAAUGAUACGCUUUCGUUUGCUGGGUGGCGACAAUAACGUAGGGACAGUGCGCAGACUUAUCCAUAAUUACAUUGAAGAGAAGAAAAAUCUAAUUAUGUCUUUCAAUUUCAAAUACAUUUUAUUAAUACAAGGUAGUUUACUUAACUUACUAAAAGAUCACAGUUGUGUUUUCAUAUUUUUCAUAUUCUUCAAACGUUACAAGAUGAUACGCUUUCGUUUGCUGGGUGGCGACAUUAACAUAGGGACAGUGCGCAGACUUAUCCGUAAUUACAUUGAAGAGAAGAGAUAUCUAACUAUGUCUUUCAAUUUGGAAUACAUUUUACUAAUACAAGGUAGUUUACUUAACUCACUAAAAAAUCACAGUUGUGUUUUCAUAUUCUUCAAACAUACAAACAAGUUUUUAUAGGUGGUGUGUAUUUUCAUAUUCUGGUGGCAAAAAAAUAUUGGGGUGAGAGAGGCUCGAACUCUCGACCUCAGGAUUACUCUAUUGCUAUGAGACCUACGCGCUAACCAACUGCGCCACCACCCCAACUGUCGAUGCAAUAGUUAACACUAGUACAUAACUUGAUGAUGCAAAACGUAUAUGUAUGUGUGUGUUAUUUUUUUGUCUAACGAUAGCAAUAGGACCGGUCAUGAAAAAAUGAUGGAUAUAUGAUCCUAUUCCAACUAGUUCGUAUCUCACCGCUCUCACAUUCGAACCAUAUAAAACUAGUUCGAGUUUUAUGUUAUCAAUACCCACAUAUAUACAAGAUUCGAGUAGUAAAUAAAACUACGUUCAUAUCCAAUCACGAAUAAUAGAAUUAUCUUUAUCGUAUGAAAUAAUGUAUUGUCUAUACGAUCGUAUUAAUAUUUUUCCAUGCUAUGGCAAUUUGGCGUCGAAAGCGUAAGGAAAUAAGACGUUUACUAGGAUGAAUACGGGCAGUGGAUGAAGAGGAAAGCAGAAUUGGCGGAGAUUGCGAGGGCAUACAUAGGAAAAAUUACAAAUAACAAAUCAUCAAUACGAAGAGAGAUAAUAAAAAAAAACAACACUAAUUCACGAGAAAUAUAUAUGUGUAGUACGAAUAUAAAAUAUGUUAAGAGAAAAAUUGACAAGCAGUUCGAGUUGGAUAGUGAAAGGACCAUACUCGUUUGUUCCUCGUGAUUGGCGAGAUCAGAUUUUAUCCAUAACCACAACUAUUUCAUGUCGUUCGACUCUUUCCCAACCCAAUCAGAUCGAAUUCAGACGAGUAUCCAUAGUUAUGGAUAUUGAUUUCAUCCUAAUUUUGUGUUUACCAACUCUUCUAUCUAGCUCUCCUCUCUACCCCUUAAACAUCUCUUCAUCAUCAUAAGUGGCUGGGUAUGAAUUGGAUAAGGAGGUGAUUAGAGGCCAAUAAUGUUGGGAUGUAGCACACCUUGUUGUCAUGCUGGUUAGAUCCACUUAGUGGAAAAUUGGAUAGAGUUUAAGCGAUCACUUUGAUACAUUUCAAAGCUUAAUUAUGAUUUUGGUACAUAUACCAUAGUUCAGUGACCAUUUCAGUUAUUAACCCGUGGCAGCUGGGACAAAACGUCAUCGUCUUGGCGUAGCGGGAAGUGUUCUUCGCUUCGCGGGUAUUUCCACCCGGGAGAGGCGAUCCAACGGCUAGUUCCGCCAAUCCUUACUCCAAUUGGAUUACUAUUCCUUUUUCCAAUUGGGUUCGGUCUCCAAUUCCUUUUAACAUUAUAAUAAUAAUUCACGGGAACCCUAAUCCUUUCCUGACUCUCCCAACCCGUACCGAAUUUGUCGCAAUUUCUCCCUUCUAAGUGUUUUCACAUUUCGCGCAGUUUCUCUUCACCUCUGUUCUCUGGUUUUCCCGGGAGAGAAAGAAAAAAACAUGACGGAAAGUGUCGCCGGCAGAACCCAUGGCCGCCGAUCAGGAGGCAUUAGAGCCGGAGGAAACUCUUCCGGCUUGGAGUUUCUGGCGGACAUCGCAAGGGCAGUCACCGAUUGCGAGGAGCUCUGCGGUUGCGGUCACUACGACCCGCGCACCUGUUUCUUGACCGUCAAGAAACGCAAGUCCCUGUUGCUCCAAACCCACCAUUCUCUUCUCCUCCGGAACCCUAAAAGGAAAUCUCCGAUCAAGCUGGUAAUCAAGCACCACCAGCCACUUCCCGUACAAAAACCCGCCGAGCUCGAAGUCUCUGUUUUUCCUCCUCCUCCACCGCCGGCCGCCGUCGCUCCUGUUUCACUUCCGCUUCCAGAGAAGCCGUUGGAAUCCGCGAUUCCUCCUGCCUCUUUAACUUCCUCGGCCCUUGCGUUGGUCCCGGUGGGUUGCGCUGCUAAGAAAGGAGGAUUUCCCCUGAGUUCGAAAGCUAGGGUUUCCGCGACAGUUCCUCCCCUCUCCGUCAGUUCUCCGGCAAUGAGAUAUCUUCCGGUGGGUUUCGCUGCGCAGGACGAUGGAUUUCCAUCAAAUCUGAAAGCUAGGAUUUCGACGGCAGUCGGCGGGGAAAGCGUCUGUAACUUGGGGAGCACGUUUACUCUGGUGAUUAGGAAGAGAUUGACGACAACGGAUCUGAACCCACAUCACAGCCGCCUCUCCAUCCCCAAGAGCAACGCCCGCGAGUUAUUCCAACUUCUGACAAAUCGAGAAUGGGCGGAGCUGAGGAUUGGCGGGAGGAUCAAGUUGGGGUUUUUCUUGGACCCAGAUCUUGAGAUCGCCUCACCCACAGAAAGGUCUUGCCUUGCCAUAUGGAAGAAUGGGAGUAGCAAAGUGCCAAUGAUAACCGGCGGCGGCUGGAAAUGGGUACUGAAAGAGCAGAAAAGGCUGAAUCUGAAGGAUGAUGACUGGAUUGAGUUGUGGAGCUUCAGAACUGUAGACUCAGGGGAGCUGUGUUUGGUACUCAUCACCGCCGACACGGGAAGAAGAGUAGCUGAGAAGAAAGUUCGGGGUAUUAGAAAUGGUGAUUAUGAUGAGGAGAAGAUGCAAGUAGUGGAGCAAGAAGCCCCUGCAGCAGCCAUGGGAAGGAUCGAGCUUGGAAGUUCAAUGGACAGCAGCAGCAAUAGCAGCAUUCUCACUGAUGAAGAAGAGCAACACCACCCUGGUCUUGAUUUGACACUAAGAUUGAAAGCUCUCUGAUUAGCAUCCAGCUCUGAAGAUCUCUGCUAUGUAUAUUUUGACCAUAUAUAUGACAAAUAAUGAAUGACUGAUUAUGUU
Molecule: messenger RNA, 4773 nt
Organism: Linum trigynum
Lineage: Eukaryota; Viridiplantae; Streptophyta; Magnoliopsida; Malpighiales; Linaceae
Source: the annotation of a GenBank genome assembly